This is a messenger RNA of Falco peregrinus (peregrine falcon), 2471 nucleotides long. Its product is annotated as feather keratin Cos1-1/Cos1-3/Cos2-1-like. The coding region runs from base 2050 to 2355 and encodes 101 amino acids. The record is from RefSeq and is a predicted model, not a curated record. Lineage: Eukaryota; Metazoa; Chordata; Aves; Falconiformes; Falconidae. Gene Ontology annotation, molecular function: structural constituent of cytoskeleton. Gene Ontology annotation, cellular component: intermediate filament. The transcript has a single exon.
GCGAGGGGGAAGGAAAGGCAUUUCGACGAGUGAACGUACAGAUCCCUGGAGGAGGCGGCAGAAGUCCCAUGCCAAUGCGUUGGCCCCGUGUGGCAGGGCAGGGUGGGCUGGUGGGGGCACCUGCGGCCCCGUCCCCAGCGCAGCUCUACACCUGCGCCAGACGUAAGGGCAGGGCAGGGGCUCCCCAUCCGCUGCUGGCAGCCGGGAAGGAAAGGGACUGAGGCUGGGAUGGAGUGGGAGGAAAAUCCUGGUGUUUGGAGCCGGAGAAGGGCCGAGGAGCAGCCCUGGCAUUGGGAACAGCUGCGCCUCGGCAGCACCUUUCUGUCUCUCCAGCCUCCUGACACAUCUGCAGCUUUUGCUGCAUUUCUCACCUUGGUGGGUACUUUGCAUACAAUGGAGAGAGCAGCCUUAUCUGCUGUGCAUCUAAUUCUGCACUAAUGCACUCCUCUGUCCGUCAAGGGUACCAGGUGAGGUUGGCCCUGUAAAUCUCAGACCUUCACCUGAAAUCUCCCCAGGUGGUGAACAUCCCCUGGACAAAGCAGCCGCUGUUCUUGGAGGACUGGGCAGUGCCCACAAGGUACCUAGGCUCACUGCUACCGGUGAGCAGCACCAGAAGAAGGAGCGAUUUCAGUGCAAGGAGGUGAUGGUACAGGUGACUGUGACACACUACCCAACUGAUGGGAGCAACUUGAGAGAUACAAUGGGAAGGGCCUGGUUUGGUGCAGUGCCUGUGGGAGGGUAACAAGGUACCCAUGCUUCCUCCUUUGGACAAAAGUGCGAAGUCCUGCAUCUGGGGAGGUACAACUCCAUGCACCAGUAUGUGCUGGGGCCCACCCAGCUGUAAAGGAGCUUUGCAGAGAAUGACCUGGGUUGUCUUGCUGGACAAUGAGCUAGCAAUGUCCCCUUGCCCCAAACAAGCUGCUCAUAAAGCAAACUCCAUUCUUUAGGACUCUAGUACUUGGGCCAAGCGCUGUGUCUUAGGCUGGUGAGGAACUGCUGAGAGAGGUGACUUCCAGCUACGCUGAGGCACUCCAAAUACCUUCACACUGAAUUAAACUAAGAAUCCCAACUGGUGUCAAACCAUCCUCGUUGGGGCCUGAAAUCAGCAGCAGUGGAGCAUGAGCUUUGCAGGGGCAGAAAAAGGAGGACUGAGAUACCAAAGGUUGCAUUUCAGUGCCUGUGCUAUGGGGAGUUCUUUGCCAGGUUUGUUCUGUUGCUGUUCAGUUGCACUCAGGGUCCUUCUGGCUCUGGCUGUUCUGUGGAGCUCAUGAUCAGAGCAGUGGAGACUGUUCCUGCUAUGACCGGCAAAUUUCCUCAUGAGGAGUGACACACAAGGAUGUGCAAACAUGCACGUGCUCAUGCACACCAGUGUAGAAUCAUGCAAAGGAACCUGCCCUAGAAAUUCUGAGGCCUUUCAUCCCAGUGCUCAGAAGACUUCAUUGGGGCAUGGGCAUGGCACAAACCUGGAAAUGAAAAGGCAGCAGUGUUCGAAACCAGAUCACCACCCAUAUCAUUAGCUGUGAUGGUUUGCAUUUGAGAUGAGCUUGUCAGAAAAUUGUUACCUCUGCAAAGGGUGCCUCUGGUCCUGCAGCAGUGAAGGGCAGGUAUAAAAGGCAGCCCAAGCCUGUGCUGUCUCAUCCACUUCUCUUGCCUCCUUCUCCUCGGGAACCAGGUAAGUCUGAAGCCCCUUCUCCUCCUCUGCCAAAGAUCUCUGCUCGAUGGACACCUUAGCUGAUAUUGGCUAUGUCCUGUGCUGUGGUUUGGAUCUUCUUGUCUUGACAGAGGGAAGCGGGUGGAAGGUCUGCUUAGAGAGAGUCUGGGAUGUGGCCGAGGGAGCUUUUGCUUUACAAAUUGGGAGAGAGACUCACUGGGGCAGGCUGCUCGUUAUAGAGCGAUGAAGACUACAUGCGUCUCCUGGCCGAGCCUCCAGCUCCCCACUCAGUAGUAGCCUUGUCUCCCCUGUGACAGGGUAACCAGGCUGCUUCUCACUUAGUGUUUUGCUCUAUUUCCUCACUGCUUGCCUCCAAGUUGCACUUCCACCCUCAAGACAUGUCCUGCUACAGCCCGUGCAUGCCCUGCCGGCCCUGCGGCCCGACUCCGCUGGCCAACAGCUGCAACGAGCCCUGUGUCAGGCAGUGCCAGAACUCCACCGUCGUCAUCGAGCCCCCUGCUGUGGUGGUGACCCUGCCCGGCCCCAUCCUCAGCUCCUUCCCGCAGAACACCGUUGUGGGCUCCUCCACCUCCGCUGCCGUUGGCAGCAUCCUCAGCUGUGAGGGAGUGCCCAUCAACUCCGGGGGCUUUGACCUCUCCUGCAUCACCAGCCGCUACUGUGGCAGAAGGUGUCCCCCAUGCUAAAGCUGCUGGGAAAGCUCCAUGGAGACACCUUGAAGAACACAGAACAUGGUGCUGGGCAAAGGAUCAAGAUUUUCAAUGUGCUUGCAGUAUUGUUGAAUGGCUUUGCCUUUCUUUAC